UACGCCCGGGAGCUCUUUGUCCUUAGUGCCCUUGUUGGCUGGCGUAUGUCCUUGCUCGUGCCGCUUGUCCCAACCAAAGAUUCCACGUUGACGUUCCAUCCCUAUCGCAUUCGCAAUUAUCAGCAACCUUUCUCGCUUCAACCAAAAGACCUUAGCACAGAUAGGCGAUUUGAUCAGCGCCGUCUACAGAUUCUUCCUUUCAAAGAUACCCUUGUUUCACUUUUUCUACUUCGCUUGCGUGAUCACUUAGAGACUACCUUCGGCGUCAUCACCCUUUGUUUGCUGCGACAGUCGCAACGAUGCUCGUCUCUCUCACUGUCGGCAAGGUCGAUGCCGGCGUCACUGUCCUCUUGACACCGGACAAGCGCUUGAUCGAAUUCCCAUCUAUCCUCCUCCCUCCCAACAUCUCCUCAGGCAGCAUCGUCGACAUCAACGUUUCACAGAACGCGACCAAGGAAGCCGCCGCCGAUCGCGCAUUCCGUGCCCUCCAAGACAGUAUCUACAACUCAUUUGGUGCCUCUGAGCCAGCAACCCCAGUGCUGCGAUGCCGCAAUGCCACCCAAACCUCGGUCGUUCUUGAGUGGGAUCCUAUUCAGCUUGCUACCGCCGACCUUAUCUCUUUGAGUCUCUACCGAAAUGGCCAAAAGGCAGGAAAUAUCCCUCGCCCAUUACAGAUGCACAGCACAAAGAUUAGCGGCCUUGCUGUUGAUACAGAGUAUACCUUCCACCUGGUCCUGCGCACAAGCGCCGGCACCUUCAUCAGCGAGCGCGUCCCAGUGAGGACACACAAAAUGACGGACCUAAGAGGUAUUACCAUUACCACCGGGAUUCUGCCUAGUGCCAUCAAGGACAACUUGACAAGCGCGGUUGAGCGCAUCGGGGCCAAGAUUGUUGAUGGAGUCCGCAUUGACACGACGCAUUUUGUUACCACUGAGGGACGCGGGCAACAAUGGGAGAAAGCUGUCGAGAGCAACAUUCCCGUUGUACGUCCCGAGUGGGUUGAGGCUUGUGAGAAGAGUGGUCGCAUUCUGGGCGUCACCAAAUUCUAUCUGGAUGCUAUGAAGCCUGGCCCCCCAGCCGAGGAAGCUUCACCUCCGCCACCUCCAGAGAAGGAGGAGAAGAGCCUGCCCGUGCCACCUGCUCACAACGGUGAGCAGGCAUCUCAGUCGGAAGAGAAGCUGGACGAGAAGGUCAAAGAGAAAGAGGACGCGGAUGCACAGAAGAACGGCGGAAAACAGAGCUCUAGCGGUAGUAGCACUGAAGACGAAGAAGAAGAAGUCGAGGUUGAGCAAAAGACGAAGACGUUGCCACAGGAGGAACAAAAGGUGCGAUUCGAGGAUAAAGAGGAGCAGAAGGUUGCCCUACGACCAGCCCAUAAUGGAGAAUCAAGUAAACCCGAACAGGACGAUAAGCAAGACGCGUCAGAUGACGAAGCAGAGGAUGAGUCAAACGCGAAGACUGCACCUACACCAGAUGGGGCUUCCUUCCAAGAAGUAGAGCUAUAGACCAAGAGGUGCUGCAGUUAUGUGAUUGAGCUUGACUUUGUUCAAAAAGGUAGCCUGUUCAGGCAGUGAGUGGACAGCGGUCACUGUCUCAUGUAUGGGUAUGUAGGUCGGCAAGAUCUUGGGAAAAGGGCAAAGCAGAUACUGGUUUAAUAACAUAUUUUUCUUACGACCAACCUCAAGCUGCA
Fusarium redolens is the source of this 1690-nucleotide messenger RNA. RefSeq lists its product as uncharacterized. Gene Ontology annotation, biological process: conjugation with cellular fusion; Golgi to plasma membrane transport. Lineage: Eukaryota; Fungi; Ascomycota; Sordariomycetes; Hypocreales; Nectriaceae. The record is from RefSeq and is a predicted model, not a curated record. Gene Ontology annotation, molecular function: protein dimerization activity. Gene Ontology annotation, cellular component: exomer complex; trans-Golgi network. Bases 300 to 1505 code for a protein of 401 amino acids. The transcript has 2 exons.